AUGGGCAUUGCCCACGCCGCAAUCCGCUUCGGCUGCUCCCAAGUCUCCAUCCAACGCCUCGAUCCCGUCGUGCAGCCUGGCAUCAUUCCUUCCGCUCACGUCCAUCAAAUCGUCGGCGGCAAUGCAUUCAACGCCACCAUGACGGGUGACAUUGGCGAGCAGGCGUCAUGCACCACUUGCGCAUACACCGAGGAUUUCUCCAAUUACUGGACAGCAGUCAUGUACUUCAGACACCAGAAUGGCAGUUAUAAGAGGGUAAAGCAGUAUCCUAAUGCUCAGUUGGGAACUCUGGGGAGGAACGAUAGUACAAUCAACGGCGGAAUGACGAUUUAUUAUACGCAGAAAGACUUUUACAAUAAUGGUCUCAACGAGACGAGGAUCACUGCGUUCCCGCCCGGAUUCCGCAUGACCGUCGGCAACCCAGCAACCGACAAUCUCGAAACCGCACAAAAGCACAAGGGGCUCCGCUACACCUGCCUUCAAACCGUCCUAACUCGCGGCUUCGAGACACCAGACUUUCCAUCCGAGCCGUGCCCUUACGGUAUCAUGGCUAUUUACCAUUUUCCAAGCUGUUGGGAUGGAAAAAACCUCGAUUCUCCCGACCACCAAUCCCACAUGUACGACACCACGCUUGGCGCAUUCCGGGAAGCUGGACCUUGCCCUCCCAGCCAUCCCGUGCGUGUACCCCAGCUUGCCUACGAGACUAUGUGGAAUACAACCGAAUUUAAUGAUAUGUGGCCCAAAGACGGUAGCCAGCCGUUCGUAUGGAGCUUUGGCGGAACGAGAGGAUAUGGGACGCAUGCGGACUAUGCAUUUGGGUGGAAGGGGGAUAGUCUGCAGCGGGUUAUGGACGAUAAUUGCUUCUUCCAUGACUGUGGUAGCCCAGGGGUGCAGGGCAUUCUGAAGACGCAGACUGUGGAGGAGAUGAAUGCUUGCGCGGUGAAGAAUACGGUGGAGGAGGAUACGGAGGGGUGGUUGGAUGCGUUACCUGGUGCAGGUGAGGCACCGCCGAUGGUGCACAGAAGGGCUGUGGGCUUUCAGGCUUGA
This is a messenger RNA of Westerdykella ornata, 1047 nucleotides long. RefSeq lists its product as uncharacterized. The transcript has 2 exons. Bases 1 to 1047 code for a protein of 348 amino acids. Lineage: Eukaryota; Fungi; Ascomycota; Dothideomycetes; Pleosporales; Sporormiaceae. The record is from RefSeq and is a predicted model, not a curated record.